AAUGGCAGCCCCCAUAGAUUUGAACGCAGCAAAAAACAAUUUAGCUGAUGCUCUUGGCAGCGACAUGAAAAGCUAUCUUCAUCAUCUGAAAUCCUGGUUCAGACAAAAGAUUGCCAAGGAAGAGUUUGAUAUGGAAGCUAGAAAAUUGCUCAGCUCUGAAACAGUACAUCUACACAAUGAGUUCCUCUUAGCCAUCUUCUCCAAGUGCCAAACAUUUACAUCGUCACUAGGCCCAAAGUCACCACCAGGUCGCAGCCAUUCUGGACAUGGAAAGUUACUGAAGAAGGGAAAAUUAAAAAGGAGGCCAACUACUAUCAGAAGCUCAUUCCAGCAAAGAUUUGUGCCAGUAAACCCAAUGUCCUGUGCAGUACAAGCUACAUACAAAGGGACUGAAGAGUCCAUAUUUGCUGGCCGAGAGCUGACAUUACCUGACAUAUCAAUGAUACAUGGUCGUUUAUUAGUUUGUGCCUGGGAGAUAGGACUAGUGAGUGUUGAUGAUGCUGUGGUGAAAUUUAUUAUGCAGGCACUGGAGAUACACUUGAAAAAUAUCAUCACACAAGUGUUAAUACGUCGAAAUGGUUACAAAGUCAGGGAGGGAAGGUUCAGAUAUGCACUAGGAACGAACGUACCAAAUCCAUACAUACGACACAGCUUAAUGUUACAGGACAGAACACUUGAAAGUGAAGCAACAAUGAUAACAGAUGGCCAGCAUGUACCCAAUAAACGACUACCACAGGACUGCAAUGAGGGGUACCUGGCUCAGCAACUUUCAGCUAACACAUUGGAACCAACCGAAAGAGAACCAGUAACUUUAUAUAACCUGCUGGAAACAUUACAGACAUACAAGAACACUAUACCAUCACAUUCAGUUUAUGCGCCAGCCAUUGAAAGAAUUAUACAUAAAUUAUGGCAUCCGAGUCAUGAGGAGCUUGGUUACACAGACAAACAGGAAGUCCCAGUCAGUCAGAGUACUGCUUCAAGUCAGCCAGUCAGAUAGUCUGUGUAAAUGGGAGCUUAGUCUGUGAAAUAAUGGAAGAAAAGAUCUCAAUCUGCAGCAAUACAGGGUUGAGAGGAUGCAGUUAAGCAAUAAAUGAAAGCUGUAUCUCAUUCUUCUUAGUCAGAGAGUUUAGAAAACUGGAUUUAGCAAGAUGCAGUUGAGUAUGCAAAUUUCAAAGCAUUAUGUUACAUCUGGGACAGUAAGGUAGACAUUUACCAUUUUGCUGGAAUUAAAUUAUUAUUUUUGGAAUAUUAGGGCUAAAAAAGAAAUAAAAACUCUAUGUCUGCUUUAUUCAAUAGGUAGACGCAGAUCUCAAUUUUUAGAGUCAUGAUCAUUAGUAAAUUUAUUUGAACGUUACUUUUGUAACACAUUAUACGUUUUACAAUAAUAAUCAUAUGAUAUUUGUACCCCCCGACAACAAAGUUGUAAGGGGGGGUAUACUGGUUUCAGGUUGUCUGUCUGUCUGUCUGUCCGUCUGUCUGUCUGUCCGUCUGGUCGUCUGUCCGUAGACGCAAUCUUGUGCGCACCAUCUCUCCUUAUCCCCUUGACAGAAUUUAAUGAAACUUCACACAAGUGAUCAGUACCAACAGUAGUUGUGCAUGGGGCAUGUUAGGUUCUUUUAGAAAAAAAAUUUGCAGAGUUAUGGGACUUUGUUUUUUUGUUACUAUACUAUAUACAUAGACACAAUCUUGUGCGCACCAUCUCUCCUCAUUCCCUGGACACAAUACAGUACCAACAGUAGUUGUGCAUGGGGCAUGUUAGGUUCUUUUAGAAAAAAAAUUUGCAGAGUUAUGGGACUUCGUUUUUUUGUUACUAUAAUAUAUACAUAGACACAAUCUUGUGCGCACCAUCUCUCCUCAUCCCCUUGACACAAUUUAAUGAAACUUCACACAACUGAUCAGUAACAACAGUAGUUGUGCAUGGGGCAUGUUCGGUUCUUUCAGCGACAAAAAUUGCAGAGUUAUGGGACUUUGUUUCUUGUUAACAAUUUAAUGAAACUUCACACAAGUGAUCAGUAACAACAGUAGUUGUGCAUGGGACAUGUUAGGUUUUUUCAGAAAAAAAAAUUUGCAGAGUUAUGGGACUUUGUUUUUUUGUUACUAUACUAUAGACAUAGACACAAUCUUGUGCGCACCAUCUCUCCUCAUCCCCUUGACACAAUUUAAUGAAACUUCACACAACUGAUCAGUAACAACAGUAGUUGUGCAUGGGGCAUGUUAGGUUCUUUCAGCGACAAAAAUUGCAGAGUUAUGGGACUUUGUUUCUUGUUAACAUACUAUGUACAUACAGUCUUCAUAUGCAAUCUUGUGCGUGCCUAAUCUACCAAACACUUGCACACAAUUUAAUGAAACUUCACACAAGUGAUCAGUACCAACCCUAGUUGUGCAUGGGGCAUGUUACAUUCUUUUAGAUAAAUAUUCUGCAUAGUUAUUGGACUUUGUUUUUUGUUACUAUACUGUAUACAUACAGUCUAUAUACAUACAGUCCACAUAAUUAUGCAGUCUUGUGUGUGUGAAAUUGCAAUGUACUGUGUCAGUGCAUGCGGGGGGUACAUUCAUCUCCUUUAGUGAUAGCUCUAGUUGUGUUUGGCAUGUGCCACAGGCCUUUUGGGAAAGAAAUUACCUUUUUAAGUUUAUUGCAUUAUCACAUAUUUUCAUUAGAAAUGAUUAUAGUUAACCUUUGUUAAAGACUUCUGGGCGCUAUAGACAACAAUGAUUGCAUACCUGAUAAAGUAAGGGCAGGGUAGAGCAGCUUAAAAUUCAGCAAUUUUUUUUUUGUUUAUCACUUUUUUAACAUAUCAUAGAUGAAGAGACAAGCAUGAAUCCACUUUCUCAUUGCUGACUAUUGAUAUGUAAAGUGAACAUGGGGAUAAAACAUCAAGACAUCAGAAUGAGACGCGGAGCAGCAUACUAAAACAAAACAUUGUGUAAAGAUAACCUAAACAGCUACUGCUAUUUAAUCACUCCUGUGUUGUGAACUUUAACAAACAUGUUCUAAACCAUUGGUAUUUAUGUGGCAUAAAAAAGUAACAUUAUGGUAAAAGUAUCAAAAUAUUAAGGCCAUGUGUUGUUUGCCAUCUGAUUUACUAAAGUUUACAGUUUAGAUGCACAAAAAUUGAACCAUGAGGGCAUUAGCAGGAGUGGUUAAAUAUCUAAGCAUCUGAUGGCUUAACCAUGGUUAAUCAGACAAUAAGCCACAAGAAGGUCUCAUUUAUUUUCAUUAUAUUUAUAACAUGCUCACCAAAACAUUUAUCUGUACAGUGAUGAUUUGGAUGUUAUGCAGCUACUUGAUGUCACUGUGUUCUGUCACUAGUCUACACAUUAACCAUUGCAUAUCUCAGAAUAGAACACUUAAUUUCUUUCCUUAUUUAAUUGACAGAGAAUUCAUGCCAUGUGGGAAUAUGCAAUAAUGCUAUUUCAUCUUUAAAAAACAUAUUUGAAUCAAAAUAAUGUAUACAUGUAGCAGAACUACAUUUGAAUAUAUUUAAACACUCCCAACCAGUUGGGGGCCAUGUAGUAUAAUUCCACGGGUAUAAUAAUAGGUUAUUAGACUUGUAUCUAGAAAUAUGCAUGAGUUCUGCAGCGGAAAUAUUGUGAGACUUUAGAAGCGCAAUAUUAAUUAUUCUAAUAUGCUUGUUCCUGUUAAAACACUCUUACGUUAAAAUGAUGUAUAGCAAAAUCGUGUUUUACCUAAAUUAGUUCACUCAAAAUCAGUUAUACGUCGCAAGAAUAAUUCACUCGGGCUAUGCCCUCAUGAAAUUAUUCCGCAGACGUAUAACCUCCUUCAGUGCAUUAAUAACGUUGAAAUACUGUUUUUCUAAAUAUUAUUCCUUAAUUAUUCCACGAAAGAACAAGUGCAUAUUUUUUUAUUAAAAUCUAAUAACCAUUUAUUACCUACGCAUCUACACUUAAAACUAUUAUAUUUAAUUUAAUGAUAUUCUAAUAUGCUUGUUUCUGUUAAAACACACUUGCGCUAGAAUGACAUCACGUUAACAUGCGAUGACGUCAAUGUUUUUGUUGUGUCCAAGAAAGAGCGCUACUAUAUUUCAUCUACUGUUUUAGAUUCAGAGCAUAUUAGAAUUGAAAUCAUGUAUAGCAAAACCGUGUUUUAGCACUAUUUAUACACUCGGACGAUAAUACGUUGUACAAAUAAUUUCACUCGGGCUGUGCCCUCAUGAAAUUAUUACGCCUGACGUAUUGCUGCCCAUCGUGCAUAAAUAGUGUUAAAACACUCUUUUGCUAUAAAUUAUUUCUUAAAUAAUUUGUUGUUAAGCCUGAGUGAAAUUGAAAAUAUCAUCGUUAAAGAACUCCAAGGACAUACAUAAAAACUGACGUCACAAAUGACAUCACACACUUGAUCUGAAAUUUUAACGUCAGUGUUGAAAAAUAUUGACGUUUUAGGUUCCAUUGGAACUUAACAUAGUUUUUAAAUGAGUAUGUAAGAAUCUCUUUUAUUGGUUCAAGUAUAUUAAAAUAUAAUUCUGCUAUUUAUUAUAUUUCUUGAUUUAAACAUAAAAUAUGUAUUUUGUAGUACAAGAUAUAUUUUUUAUUGUUAUAUAAAACCAUCUACAAACAAAAGUCACUUUUUGGCUCUUCCAUGGAUGUUCCUUAGAUACAUGCUUGACAGAGUUCAGACUAACGUUUUUAUGCUUCCUGAAAGUGGAGCAUAUAUGUUGCCACUUUGUCCAUCCUUCCAGUCAUUCAUUCACACGUAAAGAAGAAAGUUAUGUGGCUAGGAGAACAAUAGAUAUUCUUAAUUCUAUUCACUCUGUUUCUUUUAUGUGGCUAAAAAAACAAUAGGGUGAACAAAGGAGUAGCCACAUAACCACUGUACUGAAAGAACCUCCGUCUGUCCAUCCCACAAUUCUUGUACGGAGUAUUUCACAGCAAUCACUCACUGAUAAAAUUUCGUAGGAAGCUUCAUUCCCAAGAGACAUGCAUAGUAUUUUCAUGUCCCAGACUGACAAUUUCACCAUUAUUUACUUUUGAUUGAUCAACUUUAGUAUACUAUAGCAUUUUUUUUUCCGGAGUAUUUCUCAGCAACCCCUGGCUGAUAUUCAGCAAAACUUUGUAGGAAAAGAGAUGCGUAUAUAAUGUGUGUGUGUUUUCUCAACAACUACUUAUACUUGUUUAAGUUCUAAGAAAUUUCCCAAGAAGCUUCAAUAUACUACUAAGAUGAGAUGAGCCGUGCCAUGAGAAAACCAACAUAGUGGCUUUACGACCAGCAUGGAUCCAGACCAGCCUGCGCAGUCUGGUCAGGAUCCAUGCUGUUCGCUAACAGUUUCUCUAAUUGCAAUAGGCUUUGAAAGUGAACAGCAUGGAUCCUGACCAGACUGCAUGGAUGUGCAGGCUGGUCUUGAUCCAUGCUGGUCGCAAAGCCACUAUGUUGAUUUUCCCAUGGCACGGCUCAGAUAUGUGUCCAGUCAAUGAACUGCACUUUUGUGUUUUUAAAAUGCAGUAAUCAUACUUCGGGGAGCAUCAUUAGGUUUUACAGAUAUUUUCUUGUUCAGUAUUUGUUGUUGUUAUGUAAAUAAUAUAUCUACAUUUAUUGAA
Molecule: messenger RNA, 5550 nt
Organism: Mercenaria mercenaria
Lineage: Eukaryota; Metazoa; Mollusca; Bivalvia; Venerida; Veneridae
Product: transcriptional adapter 1-like
Exons: 10
Coding region: 2-997 (331 amino acids)
Biological process (GO): regulation of transcription by RNA polymerase II
Cellular component (GO): SAGA complex
Molecular function (GO): transcription coactivator activity
Source: RefSeq, a predicted model, not a curated record